CCGACACCUCUAGAGCUCAUCUCUCCCCCGCUUCCUUCUCUCUACCAGCGGAUCACAGCUUGCGACGAGACUGAUAAACAAUGAACUACGGCUUUUCAUUGGACCUCCACUUAACGUUAACUGUCAAUGGGUUUCAGACUGUUGUUGACCGUUGAUGGUGACAGAUGGAAGUAUGCUGUUGUUUUUGCGAAAAUUGUUGUAAGGCUAGAACAACUUUGGCAAAACAAGCACAGCCGACCAGGACUGGAUGACAAAUAAAUAACUAGGCUAUAUAAAGCAACAUAUUACAGACGUCAGAAAAUACUAAGGAAAAUCCGUCGAGGACAGGAGGGAGAUAUAUCCUGAAAGAUGGACUGCUGACCGUAAAGCCAUUGUUGCUUAACAUAAUUGUCACGUUGGAAAUGGUGGAAGACAAUCACAAUUAUUAUCGUUAAUUGUUUUAGCUUUAACUUCUUCUAUUGCGUAAAGUGGUUGACAGUCGCGCGCAAUGGCUUGGCUUGUACACUGUCUCCUUGCCUCUCCCUGUGGCGGGAAGACAGGCUUCUGACAGCAGAGCUUGCGCGUGCGGUGCUCGUGUUUAGUUGGUCCGUUUCUUGUUCUUUCAGGAUAUUGAAAAACUUCGUCCGUUGGAUUUAUUUUGUGGAUUUCUUUCCAUUCGACCGGUGGACUCCUGGACAUACCAGUGGAUAUUUCAGAAAUGUCUUUCGGCCGGAAAUAUUGUCUUUUAUUUCUGUUGGUCAGAAGUAUAAUGUCGGAUCAUACCAAUCAAGUGGUGUUGUUGGACACAACAGCGGUCCUAGGAGAGCUGGACUGGAGGACCUAUCCAGUGAAUGGGUGGGACGCUAUAACAGAGAUGGAUGAACAGAACCGUCCCAUCCACACGUUCCAGGUGUGCAAUGUCAUGGAACCCAACCAGAACAACUGGCUGAGGUCCAACUGGAUCCAGCGCCAGGCCGCACAGAAGGUGUUUGUGGAGCUGCGGUUCACGCUGAGAGACUGUAACUCGAUUCCCUGGGUGUCUGGCACCUGCAAGGAGACGUUUAACCUUUUCUACCUGGAGACGGACCAGCCACACUCCGCCACCACACGCUUCCUUCCCGCCGACUACGCCAAGGUGGACACCAUCGCCGCGGAUGAAAGUUUCACGCAGACGGACCUGGGCGACCGCGUUCUCCGUCUUAACACCGAGGUCAGAGAGGUCGGCCCUGUGACCCGGAAGGGCUUCUACCUUGCGUUCCAGGAUGUGGGGGCAUGUAUCGCUCUGGUUUCUGUUAAGGUGUUCUACAAGAGGUGUCCUUCAACAUUACGGAACCUGGCGGCGUUCCCGGACACGGUGCCGAGGGUGGACUCCUCCUCGCUGGUGGAGGUCAGGGGUGCGUGCGUGGAGAACGCAGAGGAACGGGACACGCCCAAGUUGUACUGCGGGGCGGACGGGGACUGGCUGGUGCCCCUGGGACUCUGCGUCUGCAGUCUGGGCCACGAGGAGACGGACGGAGUCUGUCAGGCAUGCAGACCAGGGUUCUACAAGGCGUUUGCGGGGAACACCAAGUGUUCCAAGUGCCCCCCCCACAGUUCCAGUCACGACCAGGCUGGCACCAUCUGCCACUGUGAUAAAGGGUUUUACAGAGCAGCCAAAGACCCCUCCAGCAUGGCGUGCACACGCUCUCCAUCGGCCCCUAGGAACCUGAUCUCUCUCAUCAACGAAACCGCUCUGUUCCUCACUUGGUCUGCUCCCAGUGACAGCGGUGGCCGGAAGGACCUCACCUACAACGUCCUGUGUCAUCGCUGCAGUGGCGCCCCCGGGGGCGAGGAGGACUGCGAGCCGUGUGACGCCGACCUCCGCUUCGUCCCGCGGCCCCUGGGCAUCACCGGAACCUCUGUGGCUGUCCUGGACUUUGCCAAGCAUGUCAACUACACGUUCUAUGUGGAGGCAGUGAAUGGGGUGUCCAGUCUGGGUCAGGGCUCCAGGCCUCUGGCCAACAUCACUGUCACCACGGACCAGGCCGGUCCUUCUCUGGUGGGAGUGGUGAGGAAGGACUGGGCAUCCGACAACAGUAUUGCCCUCUCCUGGCUGGAGGGGGAACAGCAGCCCAACGCCAUACUGGACUAUGAGAUCAAGUACUACGAGAAGGAGCAGGAGCAGCUGAGCUACUCCUCAACACGUACCAAGACCCCCAGGGCCGUUGUGACGGGCCUCAAACCCUCGACGGUCUACGUGUUUCGCCUGCGCUCUCGAACCGCCACCGGGUUCACAGCGUACAGCAACACGUUUGAGUUCUCCACUGGAGAUGAGAAUUCUGGCAUGGCAGCUGACCAGGGGCAUGUACUGGUGGUUGUCACGGCAGCUGUGGGUGGGUUCUCCCUAUUGGUUAUCCUCACACUCUUCUUCCUCAUCACUGGACGGUGUCAGGGGUACAUCAAGGCUAAGAUCAAGUCUGAGGACAAAAGGAGAGGUCCGUUUCAGAACGUGGUUCCGUUUCCAGGGAUAAAAACCUAUGUCGACCCAGACACCUACGAGGACCCGACACAGGCGGUCCACGAGUUCACCAAGCAGAUAGAUCCUUCUAGAAUCUGCAUCGAGAGGGUGAUAGGGGCAGGGGAGUUUGGGGAGGUGUGCAGCGGGCGUCUGCGGACCGCCGGGCAGACAGAGACCCCUGUGGCCAUUAAGACCCUAAAAGGAGGCUACAUGGAGCGUCAGAGAAGAGACUUCCUUCGAGAGGCCUCCAUCAUGGGCCAGUUCGACAACCCCAACGUCAUACGGCUGGAGGGGGUUGUCACCAAGAGCAGACCUGUGAUGAUAGUGGUAGAAUACAUGGAGAACGGAUCCUUGGACUCUUUCCUCAGGAAACACGACGGGCAGUUCACUGUCAUCCAGCUGGUGGGGAUGCUGCGCGGCAUCGCGUCUGGUAUGACCUACCUGUCCGACAUGGGCUACGUCCACCGCGACCUGGCCGCCCGCAACAUCCUGGUCAACGAGGCCCUGGUGUGUAAGGUGUCCGACUUCGGCCUGUCCAGAGUCCUCGAGGAUGACCCAGAGGCUGCGUACACCACCACGGGAGGGAAGAUCCCAAUUCGCUGGACAGCUCCCGAGGCCAUCGCCUACAGGAAGUUCUCCUCUGCAUCUGAUGCUUGGAGCUAUGGCAUUGUCAUGUGGGAAGUGAUGUCAUAUGGAGAGAGGCCCUACUGGGAGAUGUCCAAUCAGGAUGUGAUCCUGUCCAUAGAGGAGGGCUACCGUCUCCCUGCUCCCAUGGGCUGUCCCGUGGCCCUCCACCAGCUGAUGCUACACUGCUGGCAGAAGGAGAGGGGACAGAGGCCGUACUUCAGCGAUGUGGUCAGCUUCCUGGACAAGCUCAUCCGGAACCCCAGUAGUCUGAUGACCCUGGUGGACCACGUGCACAGUUUCCCAGAGUCCCCGGAGGUUAUGCCGCACUACCCUCUGUUCAUCUCCAUCGGCGAUUGGCUGGACUCCAUCAAGAUGAGCCAAUACAAGAGCAACUUUCUGGCGGCCGGGUUCACCACGCUGGACUCCGUCUCUGCCAUGACCCUAGAGGACGUCAGGCGUAUUGGAGUGUCUCUGAUCGGCCACCAGAGGAGGAUAGUAAGCAGCAUACAGACUCUGCGCCUGCAGCUCCUCAGCGACCAACACAACGGCUUCCAUGUCUGAACGAGGCCCGGCGCGAGGCCCUGGAAGACACACACACAGGCCUGGGAUGUGUUUAUUGGGCCCCAAGCAAACUGAACCAGGGAAGGACUACCCGGAAGUGUUCAAUAAGGAGAGGUUGUUUCUCGAUGCGGUUCGGUGAACUGUUACCAGACUAAUGUGGUUUACACAGGAGGCGUCCACCUGUCCCCGAUCCUGGUGACUGGGGAAGGAGCUAGUUUCAUCCUUCCCUGAACCUGGUGACUGGGGAAGGAGCUAGUUUCAUCCUUCCCUGAACCUGGUGACUGGGGAAGGAGCUAGUUUCAUCCUUCCCUGAACCUGGUGACUGGGGAAGGAGCUAGUUUCAUCCUUCCCUGAUCCAGGUGACUGGGGAAGGAGCUAGUUUCAUCUUUCCCUGAUCCAGGUGACUGGGGAAGGAGCUAGUUUCAUCCUUCCCUGAUCCAGAUGACUGGGGGAGGAGCUAGUUUCAUCCUUCCCUGAUUCAUGUGAAUGGGGGAGGAGCUAGUUUCAUCCUUCCCUGGUCCAGGUGACUGGGGGAGGAGCUAGUUUCAUCCUUCCCUGAUUCAUGUGACAUGGGGAGGAGCUAGUUUUAUCCUUCCCUGAUCCAGGUGACUGGGGGAGGAGCUAGUUUCAUCCUUCCCUGAUUCAUGUGACAUGGGGAGGAGCUAGUUUCAUCCUUCCCUGAUCCAGGUGACCGGGAGAGGAGCUAGUUUCAAUCUGCAUCCCAAAUCGCACCCUAUUACCCAUAGUGAGCCAUUUGGGACACAAUUUUGUUGUGAGGAGCCCGGAGAGACACAUCCACAUGUGUUGUUCCUAUAGUGGAAGGGGGUAUGUCUGAAGGGUGGCUUAGGUAUGACUGUGACUGAGUCUGAAGGGGGACUGAGGUAUGACUGUGACUGAGUCUGAAGGGUGGCUUAGGUAUGACUGUGACUGAGUCUGAAGGGGGACUGAGGUAUGACUGUGACUGAGUCUGAAGGGGGACUGAGGUAUGACUGUGACUGAGUCUGAAGGGGGACUGAGGUAUGACUGUGACUGAGUCUGAAGGGGGACUGAGGUAUGACUGCGACUGAGUCUGAAUGAGAACUGAGGUAUGACUGUGACUGAGUCUGAAGGGGGACUGAGGUAUGACUGUGACUGAGUCUGAAGGGGGACUGAGGUAUGACUGUGACUGAGUAUGAAGGGGGGCUGAGGUAUGACUGUGACUGAGUCUGAAGGCUUUCUAAUAUGGACAACAUAUGAAACGGUCAUCACUAGGUAAUAACACAGCCUCAAAGACUAAAUGGAGGCUUAGCCCCACCUAUUUCUAAAAUGUGUCUUCUUGAGAUCUAAUUUAAAACCUAACCUUUUGCACACUGCUAACCUUAUGCCUAAACAAACUGAAAUUAAGAAGAAAAAAUCAUGAAUUUGUGGCUUUGUUAUUUAGUGGAAACCCCUUUGGAGGAGUCCAGUUGUUUGAUGAACAGGAUUAAAUAUGUCUCAUUUAAGUUCAUAUGUUUUCUUGUUGAUCAAACACUGGAGAUAUUUCUGACCAACAGUAUGUUAAAAGACAAUGGUGAGGCAAGUGAAGACAACUGAAUGUCAUCCAAUUUUAUAAAUGUAUAGUCCAUCAUUCGCAACUCAGUAACAUGUAAUAUUUGUGCUGAAGUCAGUUUCUGUGAAAAGGCUUUGCUAAGUUCGAUUAGAUAUCCUUGUUUCGUUUUAAUCCACAGUCUUUAUCUUGUCUUGGCAAUAUGCAGUUUCUUUAGCCUGAGUUCUAGUCUUUAAGUACAGUACUAUAGCAUACCUUGUUAGUCAUUGACAUGCCUUGAUUGGCUUGAAAAGAACCGAAUAAGAAAGGGCGUCCACAGAUCUGUGUCCAGGCUACUGGCACCAGGAAGAAAGGUGCCACUUCACUCCACAAACACCACAAACCGGAAACAACCUCAAACACAUAUCAUGUGAAAUGCUUUGACUGUACUUUGACUGUAGUACAAAUCCAUAGUGCUUGAGCAUCUAGAUUUUCAGAUUACUUUGUUUUGUGAUCAGGUACUAACUUAUUCUGGCUACUAGUGUUUUUAUCUGACAUUCCACUACAAAUACCUCAUGUGACCUCCAAACAUUGGGAAUGACACAUCACUGACCAUAUCCAUGAUGUGCUUCUAUGGGAAGAUGGGAGACGAUGAUUAGGACCUCUGAAUGUUCUGUCUGGAAUGAUAAUGAAAGAUAAUGUAAACUAUGUAUAAAUUAUGGGUAGCUAGAAAGCAUGAUAAAACCAUGAUGGACAAAUACAGAUUUUCCCAACAGAAACACACCAACAUGCGCAAAUAUGUCUCUUAAAGGAAAGUUUUUUUGGGAUGAGACAUAGUUACAAUUGCUUAUUGAACAUCACAAAAUUAGGAUGGGAGAAAACUGGGUAAAGUUGAAAAUAAGUAAAUAAAUAAUAUGAAGACUGUUUAGAGUGUAGGAGAACCCCCCCCCCGCCCCCCCGAACUGACUCAUUCUUAUUCUGUAUAUCUGCUGAGAGACUCUCAAAUAUUUUCUUGACAUUGAGAAUUCUCUUGGGGUGGAUCUAUGUGUCCCAUUGAAGCAAAUCAAACUGGGAUCUACAGUAGCACACACAGACACACAGACAGAGACAUGCACACAUUAUGAAUGCUUUUUCCUCUUACAAAUGUUUUAUUUUAUUUUUGGAUAUUUAUUAACUGGUCAAUACCAGCCAGGAAGGCUGUAUAUUUAUUAAAAGAUUUAGGCUCUGCUUGGGGUGACGUAUUAUUGCCAUUAUUUUGACUCCUAAAUUAAAAUUCGCGUAUUCAUUGUAAUGUUUUGGUAA
Molecule: messenger RNA, 6470 nt
Organism: Esox lucius (northern pike)
Lineage: Eukaryota; Metazoa; Chordata; Actinopteri; Esociformes; Esocidae
Gene: epha6
Product: eph receptor A6
Exons: 20
Coding region: 698-3664 (988 amino acids)
Biological process (GO): protein phosphorylation; cell surface receptor protein tyrosine kinase signaling pathway; axon guidance
Cellular component (GO): neuron projection; plasma membrane
Molecular function (GO): protein binding; transmembrane-ephrin receptor activity; ATP binding
Source: RefSeq, a predicted model, not a curated record